Molecule: messenger RNA, 2171 nt
Organism: Saccostrea echinata
Lineage: Eukaryota; Metazoa; Mollusca; Bivalvia; Ostreida; Ostreidae
Exons: 4
Coding region: 639-2024 (461 amino acids)
Source: RefSeq, a predicted model, not a curated record
CCAGCUAUCAAUGUACUGAAGGAAACCAAUCCUGCAGGUCGUUAUUGGAUCAAGCUUGAUGGUACCGAUGUCAAGGAGGGGCUGCAACACUCUAUGAAAGAGAAAUGGGACGGUGAUGUUGACAUGCUAGAUGGACAACUCAGCAAGUUGCAAGAGGAAUAUAGAUUGAGAUUAAAGUCCGUCACCCUCUCAGACAAUACUGACUGUGCGAAUCUUCAGGAGGAGAUAGUGUGUGAUCUCAAUUGUGACAAGACUUUCCUGGAGAAAUUGUUCAAGGUGGCAAGCAAAAACCUAAGGAGUAAAAUUUCACAAAAAAUGCCAGCACUGAAACUCUGAAGACACUCAACUGGGAUGUAGUGGAGUGUAAUACCCUUCUACAAGAGUGUCAAAGUUUUCUGGACCAGUUUGACAACGCAGAAGAUAUACCUGCACUGCUGAAGUGUCUGAACAAUGAUCUUCAUGGUUAUUUCAAAAACCUCUACAAGAAGAAGAGAACAGCAGCAACACAUGUACUUGUUAUAGCUGUGUCUGAUGAACAAAGAAAAAGCAAACCCUACACACUUCCUGUUCAGUUCAUUCCGUACAAGUCCUUGCGGGAUCAGUUCAUCAGAGAUUUGACUUUGCCUUUGAAGAAAGCCAUGACAGAUGCUGGACUGGAAGUUGUUGGUACAGUGACGGAUGGGGAAUUCAAUUCUCUCAGAACACAAGGUGAAAGUGGUCCUCUUCACAUUUGGCAGGUGGUGCAUGAUUCCAAGGAGGCAGUGAGGAAAAUGUCGAAAACCACUCUGCAAUCUAUGCUUACAUAUGCUGGAGAGGAUGCAAAUGGUAUUCCCUUUGCUGCCACGCCAAACUCUGCCAUUCCGACAAAUCUGAUUAGGAAAUUGCAUGAACUACAGAAUGGUGGCCUUUCCUUUGAAGAUGCAAUUGUGAACAUCCGAGGUUCACUUGUGCCAGAUGGAUACACGCCAUAUUCAUUCAGAAAGGACACCCCUGAGUCAUUCUUGGACAAGAUGAGGAGCAUUGUAGCCACCUGCAUAUACAAAGAUGCAAUCAAGACCUUGCAGCAAAAGGGUAGGGACUUCACUCAACACCUCUAUGUCCCUGAGAAGGAUUCAGUUACUGGAAAACAACAUCAUGAAAGAGGUAACCAUAACCACAUACUGAAGAGAAUUGCUGGUUGCACAAGAGAAUGUCGUUACCCGGAACUUAACCCUGAAGCCUUUGACAAAGCCAUGCUGGAUCCACUGACAGGAUUAUCCCAUGCUGCUCUAACAGGUCAGCGCCCACAGUCUGUAGAAGAUGCAGAGAGACUCUUGUCCUAUCAUGUUGCGGCCUCAAUGCAAAAGCAUGACUAUAACUUUGAGGCAGAGUAUGUGCAGACAAUAGCUGCCUGGCAUGAGGCUUCAGAUGGAAGGGGGAUGAGCCAGCUAGAUCGCUGCAAAGCAAACUAUGAGAUGCUGAAUUAUUUGUUGGAUCAGCUGAUGCCAUGGCACAGGGAGAUAUAUGAUUUCUCAACUCUGGACAUAAACAGACCAAUGGAUACAAUCAGGGGGUUCACGAGGGAAACCUUUAUAGAAAUAACAACAAACAUUGAAAGCCAAGAAUCCAGACGGAGGCAGAACAAUGUCCUUGAGUAUCCCGAACACCCAAGAGCUGCCACAACAGAUGAUGUUGAAUGCUUCUUUAGCUUGACCAGGCGGCACCUUGGUGAUACUUUCACAGUGAAGGAUUUUCGUACUGGGUGGAGGAAACUUGUGAGGGAAUUCUGUAAAAGACUAGAUCCAGAUUUGAAAUUCCAUUACUGGACACAGAAUGAAAGAUUUCAUGUGGAACAAAAACCCUUUGACAAUAGUGAUGGUGACAAAAGACUUCAUGUGGUAAAACACAAGUCUCGAGAGGACAGUUCUAUAUUCACGGCCGGACGGGCAUUCUUGCCAGCCAAGAACAAGCAGUCCAUUAGACAGAGACUUUUUCGAGUGGAUGUGGGACUACCGCCUGUUCCUAAUGAAGUUCGACCCCGUUGACUCGUAGGUCUUCAUGCUACUGAGCCGAGUAUAUCAUAUUGAUCGAACAUUUUUAGAAGUUAAGUUCCACUGUAUUUAAAAUUGAUUUGACCUAUUUUCUAAACUUUAAAACCUGAAUUGAAUGAUUGAGAAUCAUAAAUUUUGUUU